Pieris brassicae (large cabbage white) is the source of this 1262-nucleotide messenger RNA. RefSeq lists its product as uncharacterized. NCBI's taxonomy places the organism in Eukaryota, Metazoa, Arthropoda, Insecta, Lepidoptera, Pieridae. The record is from RefSeq and is a predicted model, not a curated record. The coding region runs from base 157 to 1182 and encodes 341 amino acids. The transcript has 8 exons.
AGAAUUUAGUCGGGUUAUAUCACAGUCGCGGGAAUGAUUUCACGAUUUAAAUUCGUUUAGUUUGAAGUGAAUGCUAAUACACACUUGAAGUGAUAAAAAACGAAUUACCAGUGAAUAUUGGUGAUUGAAAAGGCUGUUUAUUAAUAUUAACACAAUAUGGGUAAGGACGAGAAAGAAGAUAGCGGCUUCGGGUUCAAGGACAAGGCGAAAGCGGAGGAGACCCUUCGGCUAUUAGAAGAGCACGACAUGAACUAUCGCCGUCUCACAGUCCGCGGAUUACUCGGGCGGGCGAAGAGGGUACUGUCAUUAACAAAAGCAGAAGAAAAAAUUAAGAAUAUCAAGGAAGCUAUGGAGGUAUUUGAGAACUGGAUCGCGGAAUUGGACAAGAAUAAAGAAGGGACACAGAAGAAGACUGUCAAGAAGGAUAAAGAAGAUAACAGAGAUGCUAAGGACGAUAGUGAUUCGGAUGUUGAUAUGGAAGAAUCGAAAGAGAAGAAAGUGAAGAAGGAACUUCCUCCAGACACGGUUCCAGGGCUCGGCUUUAAAGAUAAGGAAGCAACAGAUAACACAUUAAAAGAGCUCGAAGGCCGUGAUCCCGAAUAUCAAAAGCUAGCUGUCAGAGGUCUUAUUGGAAGAGCAAAGAGAGUUUUGACAUGUACUCGUGAUGAGGCCAAAAUAGCAAACAUAAAAGAGUCAAUAUCGAUUUUCGAGAAGUUUCUCGAUGAUUUUGAAACUCUACAUUUAAGUAAGCAAAAUAACCCUUACCUACCACUUGGAAUUGUACGUACGUGCCUCCGCUUGGCCGGAGACAAUGUUACAGAUCAGCAGAAAUCAUUUAUAGAUGCCUACGCAUCAGUGAAUGGUGAAUAUAAGCGUCUUCGUACGGUAUUAGAGAAGGAUGAUGGGAAAUCUUGGGAUAUCGUGAGGAAUGCUGCACUUAAAGAUCUUAAGGAAAAGUACGUGGAUGCGAAGUUGUAUAACGAAAAAGAUGACCCAACAAAGGAACAUUUAGAACUUUUACUAUGGGCAUAUUCGCCUGAUGCAGCUCGUGUCAAAAAGGUGAUACCAGACACAAAAUCUGAGGAAGAAGAACCAAAUGCUAAAGAAAAGAAACAUAAUGAUUCUGAUAGAAAGCGGCGACACAGUGAUGAGGAAUCUCCAAGCAAGAAAAAGAAGGAAUAAUGUGAUAUAGAGCAUUUAUUAUAAUUUUAUGUCUGAUGUGGUUUUUAUUUUGAAAGUAAAUAAAAUAUUUAUAAAAUUAA